Aphanomyces invadans is the source of this 330-nucleotide messenger RNA. RefSeq lists its product as hypothetical. The transcript has 2 exons. Bases 1 to 330 code for a protein of 109 amino acids. The record is from RefSeq and is a predicted model, not a curated record. NCBI's taxonomy places the organism in Eukaryota, Oomycota, Saprolegniomycetes, Saprolegniales, Verrucalvaceae.
AUGGCUGACGAUACAAGUGCAGUCCUCGCAAGACGAAAGUCGCCUGGUCGACCAGCCUUCAAGUACGGACGCAAGUCCAUGCCAAAGCAGUUCAAGAACAAGAUCGUAGACUACAAACACCGGCUGGAAGCGAUAAUCAAAGUGUCUGAGAUUGGCAAUGGCCAACAGCGCGUGUACGAGCUGGCAGAAGAGGAAGAAUCUGGAGACGUCGGGGUUUUGGAUGACUCUACACUGGGUGAGUUGUUCACGAUCAUGGCCAUUGAGGAUACCAUUCAUCCUGAUCAAGAUAUUGACUGCUUUGAUGAGGCUGACUCGUCCGAGCCGAAUUAA